Molecule: messenger RNA, 1191 nt
Organism: Parnassius mnemosyne (clouded apollo)
Lineage: Eukaryota; Metazoa; Arthropoda; Insecta; Lepidoptera; Papilionidae
Source: the annotation of a GenBank genome assembly
UUGAGCGUAGUACGUACACGGAACCACAAAAUGUCGGACACGGAGCAGCUCUUGUGCAGCUUGUUGAAGACUAUCGCCACUGAACACGAUUACAAAGACUGUGAAACUAAACUGCAGUCGUUUUCCACGGAAGCGGCCAACCACACUUCUCAACUACAUCAUAUCACGCUAUCCGCAACAGGGAAGGAUGACCUCAAACUGUUUGCAAAAUCGGCUAUUGUCAACGAAAAUAUACGGGCUCAAACGCAAUUCGAGAUAUUCGAGACUGAAAUGUUUUUCUACUCGGAAUUGCUCAAGCAGUUUCAAGAAAUGGAGAAACACCACAACGUCCCGACAGAGCAUAGGCUUGCCACUGUAAAAUUCUACGGCUGCAAUAGGGAACACCUGAAAGAAAUUCUAGUACUGGAAGAUUUAUCGGCACAGGGCUUUGAUAUCUACGAUAGAUUGAAGAGUUUUGAUUGGAAUCACGCCUCCAAAGCAGUCACAGAACUCUCCAAAUUACAUGCUCUAUCUAUCGCCUAUAGCAAAGAAUACCCUGAGAAAUUUGAUGCACUGUACACGAAGCUACACAAAGAUAUAGACAAUAUCAAGAGCUUUCUGCAGAUCAUUAUAAACAAGACUAUGAUGGUUAUCAAAGGAGAAAACAAAGUCAAAGUAGGAGCGUUCCUUCAGAAGGUACAAUUUGAUGAAUUCAAGAAAUUCCACAUGCCAUCACGUCGGCCUGUAAUUGCACAUGGAGACUUUAGAGCCAGUAAUUUAAUGCACAGAACACGAGAGGACGGGCAGUUAGAAGUGGUGAUUAUAGACUACCAGAUGCUUCAAAUCUCCAACCCGAUCGUUGACCUGAUGUACUUUAUCUUCACCGGAUCUGACGAAGAGUUUCGUGCUAAACACUACCACCAACUCCUCGACCAUUACUACUUGGAACUUUGCAACGCUCUUACCAGGUUGGAUGUUGACUCUAAUGAGGUGUACCCAAAGGAAGAUUUUGAAUGCGAAUUGAAAAAGAUCCAGCCAUACGGUCUGAUUAUCAGCUUACUGUUGCUGCCGAUGGUGACCGUUGAUGAUGGGAACGUUCGAAAAUUGGACGUCACUGAUGACAUCAACGAUUUAGCGAUUAAUCCAAACGAACUCGCAGCAACUAGAUUGAAUGGAGUCAUCAAUGACUAUGUUAGGCUAGGAGUAUUGUGA